This is a messenger RNA of Myxozyma melibiosi, 1747 nucleotides long. RefSeq names its product Aspartate/glutamate/uridylate kinase. Gene Ontology annotation, molecular function: ATP binding; RNA binding; glutamate 5-kinase activity. The transcript has 5 exons. Gene Ontology annotation, cellular component: cytosol; cytoplasm. Lineage: Eukaryota; Fungi; Ascomycota; Lipomycetes; Lipomycetales; Lipomycetaceae. The record is from RefSeq and is a predicted model, not a curated record. Bases 224 to 1597 code for a protein of 457 amino acids.
UUUUUCGACGCAAUUGUAAAUAACCUCGCAAAACCCCAAAUCGACCACUUUUCUGAGCUCGGGCUUGCGUUCUCAUCCCUGCUCGAAUUGUGAAGCUAUUGCGCCUGCAGUGUCACGCUUUUGUUUAGCGGUAUAUGGGCAAGUGAGGUUUGCGGACCGUGUUCUGGUAGUUGAUCUCUAGCUUGCUUAUUCGACGAGUGCGGGACGGAUCAGAUAGUUCAAGAUGAGGGCCAAAGAAUCCAAGCCUCUGACGAUCGUCAUAAAACUGGGAACAUCCUCGAUAUGCGACGAGAUCACGCAUGAGCCUCGGAUCGCAAACAUGUCGCUGAUCGUCGAGACUGUCGUGAAAUUACGAAGAGAAGGUCAUCGUGUGAUUAUAGUGUCUUCGGCUGCCAUUGCUAUGGGUCUGAAGCGCUUGGAUAUCCCGAAGCGUCCCAAGCAACUAGCUGCUGUACAGGCCCUUGCUGCUGUGGGACAAUGCCGAUUGAUUGCGCUUUGGGAUGAGCUGUUUCGCCAGCUAAAUCAGCCUGUGGCUCAGAUAUUACUCACUCGAAAUGAUAUCGCAGAUAGAGGACAAUACCUAAACGCUGCAAAUACGCUCAGCGAGCUGCUCCAUAUGGGCGUCAUCCCGAUCGUGAACGAGAACGACACAUUAUCAGUCAUGGAGAUCAAAUUCGGCGACAACGACACGUUAUCUGCAAUCACGGCCGGAAUGGCGAAUGCUGAUUAUCUGUUCCUGAUGACGGACGUGGAUGGUCUGUAUACAGAGAAUCCUAGGCUCAACCCCGCUGCGGAACCUAUCGAGGUUGUUUCUGAUAUCAGUCAACUGAACGUUGAUGUAUCUACGGCCGGAAGCAGUGUAGGAACUGGUGGGAUGGUUACAAAGUUGAUAGCCGCGGAACUUGCGACAUCAGCAGGCGUCACGACCAUCAUCACGAAAUCUUCCGUUCCUGGCAACAUUCACUCGAUCAUCAAGUACCUGCGCCAUUUGAACGAACGAGGACGUGAGCCUAGACAUGAGAAAACCGGGAAUCCGACUGUUCCUUCCGAUACCGUUCACACAGCCGAAGACGAGUCGGUUAGUCAGGUACGCGACUCUGCGCGUUCGAGCAGUACCGAGCCUGGCCCGCGAUCAGGCACUCCAGGCCGCUCUCCCUCCCCUCCGCCGAAGCACACCCGGUUUAUUCCCCAGCCCCAUCCUAUUCGCGACCGCCAAUUUUGGAUUUUGCACGGACUGAAGGCGCACGGAACUGUUUACAUCGAUAAAGGAGCUUACAGGGCGAUCACUGGCGCGAACAAAGCGGGUCUUUUGCCAGCGGGUGUGGUGUGUGUCAAGGGCACGUUCAGCGCGUCGGAAGCAGUUUCGCUGAUUGUAGUCGACAAGGUCGCUUUGAAAGCUGCAUCUACCGACGCCGAACGGGAGGCUGUGUUUGCGGCGGGGGAUGAUAUAGGCAAGGCGAUUGUGAACUACUCGUCGGUUGAGAUAUCGAGGAUAAUGGGUUUGAAGAGCUCUGAGAUUGAGUCGCUGCUUGGAUACUCGGACUCGGAGUAUAUUGCUCAUAGAGACAAUCUGGCGUUUGCACCGAAGCAUGCAUGAGUUGUAUACAUUUAGAAGUAGAAUAAUAUGGCUGUAAAUAGUGUUUGAUUGUAGCACUGUAUGAACUCAUUUGAAAUUGUUGGGCACUUUAUGCUUACGACAAUGGAUACCAAAUAAAUAUAAUAUUUAUUCAUUAAAUACUACGUCUGG